Molecule: messenger RNA, 2864 nt
Organism: Pangasianodon hypophthalmus (striped catfish)
Lineage: Eukaryota; Metazoa; Chordata; Actinopteri; Siluriformes; Pangasiidae
Gene: usp3
Product: ubiquitin specific peptidase 3
Exons: 15
Coding region: 327-1892 (521 amino acids)
Biological process (GO): protein deubiquitination
Cellular component (GO): cytoplasm
Molecular function (GO): zinc ion binding; cysteine-type deubiquitinase activity
Source: RefSeq, a predicted model, not a curated record
CUAUCUUUUAUUAUGGUGGUUGCAGUGACAAAAGAAACAAACAGUCCGGGCAAGCAAGUUAGCUUAAUUAAAUCCGAUUUAGUGUAAUUUGGUGUGUUUAGUGUAUUUAGCAGCGGUUGGGCUGAGCUUGUGUUCGGACCUUUAUGCUGUGAGCUAGCGCGCUGGCUAGUCCACUCACCCCGCCAGCUAACGGCAUUUUCUCUGCUGAGUUGAUUCAUUAUCUGUCCUGACUCGACAAGCUAGCUUUAUCUAAAUCUGGGGGUGCAAUAUCUAGCAGAAAAGCUUCAGUUCUUAUUUUCUUGGUCUCCUAGCUAGCUCUUCUUGUCAUGGAGUGUCCUCAUCUCAGCUCCACGGUGUGUGUGGCGGUGGAUCCCUCCCGCUUCCCUCACGGCUCACCUUCUUCAUGGUGCUGCAGUGUUUGCCGGUCAAAUAAAAGUCCUUGGGUUUGCCUCACCUGUUUGAAUGUGCAUUGUGGAAGGUAUGUCAAUGGCCAUGCUAAGAAGCAUUUUGAGGAGGUUCAUUGUUCACCAACUGGACAGAAGAAAACAGAGAAGUUUCAACAACAUUCUGUGUGCAUGGACUGCAGCAGUUAUAGUACAUUCUGUUACCGCUGUGAUGACUUUGUGGUGAACGACACCAAACUGGGCCAGGUGCAGAGGGUGAGGGAGCAUCUUCAGAGUUUGGAAAACUCUGUGAUGAAUUCUGACAGACAGAGGAAAAGAAAACUCUCAGGGAGUUCCUCCCCUGACCUCAGGCUGUCAGCAGAUGGGGAAGGCCCUCCAGCUCGGAGUGCCACUGGCCUCCGGAACCUGGGCAACACGUGCUUCAUGAACGCCAUCCUCCAGUCUCUUGGUAACAUUCCUGAGUUUAGUUGCUAUUUUAAAGACUUGCCGGCAGUGGCGCUGCGGAGUGGAAAAACUGCAGGAAGGAGAAUGUACCACACCCGAAGCCAGGGGGACAGCAGUGUGUCCCUGGUAGAGGAGCUCAGGAAAACCCUUUGUUCCCUUUGGCAGGGAAGUCAGACUGCCUUUAGUCCAGAUGCUCUGUUCUAUGUCAUCUGGAAAAUAAUGCCAAGUUUCAGGGGCUAUCAGCAGCAGGAUGCCCAUGAGUUCUUGCGUUACCUACUGGAUCACCUCCACAGAGAGCUGCAGGGCAGUAAGAACGGCUUGCCUGGGUCGAGCCUGCUCCCAGACAACCUUAACUCAGGAAGCAAUUGCAGCAUUAAUGGGACUCCCACUAUGGUCACUGCUGUAUUUGGUGGCGUCCUUCACAAUGAAGUAAACUGCUUGAUAUGUGGCACAGAGUCAAAGAAAUUUGACCCAUUUUUAGACCUUUCCUUGGACAUUCCCAGCCAGUUUAGAGUAAAAAGGACAAAGGACCAGGAACCAGGGCCAACCUGCACGUUGAGUGACUGCCUUUCUAGUUUCACUGACCUGGAGGAACUCGAUGAAACGGAGCUCUACAUGUGCCAUAAGUGUAAAAAACGACAAAAGUCCACGAAGAAAUUCUGGAUCCAGAAACUGCCUAAGGUUUUGUGUUUGCAUCUAAAGAGGUUUCACUGGACAGCUUUUCUAAGAAAUAAAGUUGAUACCUAUGUGGAAUUCCCAUUGCGAGGCCUUGACAUGAACUGCUAUUUACUGGAGUCUGAAACCAGUCUCACUGAGAGUUGCCUGUAUGACCUUGCUGCAGUAGUGGUGCACCAUGGAUCUGGGGUGGGAUCAGGUCAUUACACAGCGUAUGGUCUUCAUGAGGGCUGCUGGUAUCACUUUAAUGACAGCACUGUGACUGUAGUCAGUGAGGAGACAGUAGCCAAAGCCAAGGCCUACAUUCUCUUCUACACAGAGCGGACAGAGCAGGACAACAUGGGCUCCGUGACCAAGCCGAAGCUUUAAUCAGCCUUACUGUACCAUGAAGCCUUCAGAAUGAUAGUCCACCUUUCCUGCACACAGUUCCACGCUGAGCUUCAGUUAUUAUUUCACCCGUAGCACCACCAUCACACCUCAGUAAAAACUAAAUGCUGCUGUGUUCAUUAUAUUAAGAAAACAUUCCUAAUGUUGCCUUUCAUUGUUUUUGUCCAAAGGCCAUCUUGUGUACUGGUGGACAGUGUUGCAGAAACUGGAUCAGAUGAAAUGACAGAAAGUGUUGUAAUUGUUUAAUAAUGUGUAUAUCAGAUUUUGGCCACCUCUUGUUUUAACAUUAGAUGACUUCGGUUUCAUAUAAAGGUUUUUAUGUAAAUGAACUAAAUUUGAGUAUUUUCUUACUGCUGUUUGUUGGGUUUGAGGCAUUUCUAACUUGAAACUUGAACAAUCAUAAUUUGAUGUUUCCUUUUCCCCUUUGUAUUGCACAGGUAGUUUACUUUUACAAACAGUAUCACCUCAUAAAUGUGAAAAGGACAUUUGAAGAAAGGGGAAAUGUUGGGUCCAUUACAUUUUGAUUAUUUAUACUGUUUUACUGGGAGUAGUCAUACCUCUUGCUAUAAACCUUGAUUCUACCAUCAUGACAUUUGAGCACUCAUGAUUUUAUGUGAAUGUUUAUAGAAGCACUAAAGAGAUGUGAGUUAUAAAAAUGUAGUCAGUGUUUUUAAAAACAUUGCAUUGAAGUGCAACAAUAAUCUCAGAUCUUCAGUAUGACACUGGAGUGAAGUUGAAGUCUUUCACAGUCUCAUGUGAAUCUUGUGAUAGGUAAGAGAAUGGAGUACUUUGUUUUCUCCAAUUGUUUCCUACUCAUGAAAAGCACCCAUUUCAAAUGUUCAUUUUUUCAUGAUGGGAAUGAUUUAUUUAAUUUUGGCAUGCACCGUAAUUUCUGCUGUAACACUGCUUAAAAUGAUGCAUCAGUAAACACUUUUCCAGCAAGUUACACUUUUA